Molecule: messenger RNA, 1823 nt
Organism: Lates calcarifer (barramundi perch)
Lineage: Eukaryota; Metazoa; Chordata; Actinopteri; Centropomidae
Product: tubulin alpha chain
Exons: 4
Coding region: 161-1510 (449 amino acids)
Biological process (GO): mitotic cell cycle; microtubule cytoskeleton organization
Cellular component (GO): cytoplasm; microtubule
Molecular function (GO): structural constituent of cytoskeleton; GTP binding
Source: RefSeq, a predicted model, not a curated record
GGUUUGCUGUUGAACAUAGCGUGACAGUUCCUCGCCCACCUGGCAUUACUUACUCACUCGGACCACAUUGACGGCCGCUGUGAGAGGUUAAAGAGAAACCUAAAGCUAACUGCAAGCUGUAUUUUUUUUCCUUUAAAGAACACUCCACUAAGAAGCUACAAUGCGUGAAUGCAUCUCUGUCCACGUAGGCCAGGCUGGUGUCCAGAUGGGGAACACCUGCUGGGAGCUCUACUGUCUGGAGCAUGGCAUCCAGCCGGACGGCCAGAUGCCCAGCCACAAGCCGGUUGGAGGCCACGACGACUCCUUCACCACCUUCUUCAGUGAGACUGGGGCUGGGAAGUAUGUCCCCAGGGCAAUCUUUGUUGACCUGGAGCCCACUGUCAUCGAUGAGGUGCGCACAGGAACGUACCGCCAGCUCUUUCACCCUGAGCAGCUGAUCUCAGGAAAGGAAGACGCAGCCAACAACUAUGCUCGUGGACACUACACCAUUGGCAAGGAGAUCAUUGACUCUGUCCUGGACAGGAUCCGCAAACUGGCUGAUCAGUGCACUGGCCUCCAAGGCUUCCUGGUCUUCCACAGCUUUGGUGGAGGCACUGGCUCUGGUUUCACCUCCCUGCUGAUGGAGAGACUUUCUGUUGACUUCGGCAAAAAGUCUAAGCUUGAGUUUGCCAUCUACCCAGCCCCCCAGGUUUCCACAGCCGUAGUGGAGCCUUACAACUCCAUCCUGACCACCCACACCACCCUGGAGCACUCUGACUGUGCCUUCAUGGUUGACAAUGAGGCCAUCUACGACAUCUGCCGUAGGAACCUGGAUAUUGAACGCCCAUCCUACACCAACCUCAACCGCCUCAUCAGCCAGAUUGUUUCGUCUAUCACAGCCUCACUUCGCUUUGAUGGAGCCCUCAAUGUUGACCUGACAGAGUUCCAGACCAACUUGGUGCCCUACCCUCGUAUCCACUUCCCUCUGGCCACCUAUGCCCCAGUCAUCUCUGCUGAGAAAGCCUACCAUGAACAGCUGUCAGUUGCUGAGAUCACCAAUGCCUGCUUUGAGCCAGCCAAUCAGAUGGUAAAGUGUGAUCCACGUCAUGGUAAAUACAUGGCCUGCUGUCUGCUGUAUCGCGGUGAUGUGGUGCCCAAAGAUGUCAAUGUGGCCAUCGCAGCCAUCAAGACCAAACGCACUAUCCAGUUUGUGGACUGGUGCCCCACAGGCUUCAAGGUGGGCAUCAACUAUCAGCCUCCAACUGUGGUUCCUGGUGGAGAUUUGGCCAAGGUGCAGAGGGCUGUGUGCAUGCUGAGCAACACCACAGCCAUCGCUGAGGCCUGGGCCCGUCUCGACCACAAGUUUGACCUCAUGUACGCCAAGAGGGCCUUUGUCCACUGGUAUGUUGGGGAGGGCAUGGAAGAGGGAGAGUUCUCAGAGGCCAGAGAAGAUAUGGCUGCUCUGGAGAAGGAUUAUGAAGAGGUGGGCAUCGACUCAUUUGAAGAGGAUGAGGAAGGAGAGGAGUAUUAGGCUUUGCUGUCAUUUGCAAAAUAUUUUCAGGGACAAAAUUAGUCAGUUAUUUAUUAAAUAUGAAAAAUAGAACAUAUUUUGCAAGUUGGCUUCAAAUUCAGAAAUAUUUGGUUGAUUUUAUGUACCUUUUUUAAUUAAAAAAUCUACCUUCAGCCUAAAGAUCUGAAGUUAUUUCUUUGCUGUGCCAUGAAAAGUCUACCUAAUUUCUACCGUAUUAAUUUGUUUUACCAAAACAAUAAAAUAUUGUGCAAUAACAUAUAUUUUUUUGUUUUAAAUCUUUGUUGUUGCUCAAUAAAUCCUCCCAGCAAAUGUA